Molecule: messenger RNA, 876 nt
Organism: Elephantulus edwardii (Cape elephant shrew)
Lineage: Eukaryota; Metazoa; Chordata; Mammalia; Macroscelidea; Macroscelididae
Product: cell cycle progression protein 1-like
Exons: 2
Coding region: 1-876 (291 amino acids)
Cellular component (GO): membrane
Source: RefSeq, a predicted model, not a curated record
AUGGCUGAAAAUUCCAAUUCCAGUGACAGUGAUUCAUCUUGUGAUUGGACUCUCAUCAGUUAUGAGGGAUCUGAUAUUGAGAUGGUGAAUUCUGAACAUGGUGUGGCCAAUGACAGUGGGGUGCUUGUUCUAGAAGGUUCGUCUUUUGAGCACGAGGAAGUUCAAGUGUUGCCAGGUGUAAACAGCCAGAGUGACACAACGGUGAUGGGAGAAAUUGCUCAUCCAGCUGUGGAAGAAACCAAGUCAGCAGUUGAAGCAGAGGAAGAAACACCAUUUGAAGACGACAUUAUCUACUUUGGAACUGUCAGUGAUGAUUCUGACACUGUUACCCUAGAGCCACCUAAGUUAGAAGAAGUUGGAAUUCAGGAAGAAGCUAUAAUUGUUGAGGAAGCAGAGAGCACAGAAACCUUUCACAUGGCUUCUUCCUUUAGCAGCCAGUAUACAUUCUGUCAGCCAGAAAUUGCAUUUUCAUCUCAACAUAAUGAUGAUGAAUCAAGUAGUGAUGAAAUUAGUCAUCAGCCCAGUCCUGCUGAAGAGGGACCGCCUGCUGAACAGGCGCCCGAACCUUGCAAGGAGAACUUGGAUAAGCGCCAUUUCAGUAGUGAUCUUAAGAAAUGUGUCAUGCUUGCUUUGGUGAUUGCCAUCAUCCUGGAAUCUGGGUAUAUCUGUGGUAUAGUUCAGGUUCUGAGACAUCAACAGUUGGUCAAAAACCGUGAAGAUAAAUUAAGUGAUAUGAAGGAUUAUAUUUCCCAAUGUCAGCAAGGACAGGAGUCUUUUAUAGAUAAGCAAAAGACCCUUGCUACAGAAAAUGUCCAAUUUGCAGCAGAUGUGGGCAGGGUGGGACAGGCCAGGCGCCAGGGACCCUCGGUGAGCUGA